Molecule: messenger RNA, 1208 nt
Organism: Olea europaea var. sylvestris
Lineage: Eukaryota; Viridiplantae; Streptophyta; Magnoliopsida; Lamiales; Oleaceae
Product: protein SULFUR DEFICIENCY-INDUCED 1-like
Exons: 4
Coding region: 117-980 (287 amino acids)
Molecular function (GO): protein binding
Source: RefSeq, a predicted model, not a curated record
UACACAUACUGAGAUAAAUAGCUAUUUUUCUGCAUCUCAUCUCUCUCUAGAUUCACGGCAUCUAACAGGUGAACAUACUAUUGAAACUAGAGAGAGAAAGCUCGAAUAAUAAGAAGAUGAUGAAGAGAGAGAACGAGUGUUUCCAUGUAAUUCAUAAGGUUCCUUCUGGUGAUGGUCCUUAUGUUCGAGCCAAACAUGCUCAGAUAGUCCAGAAAGAUCCGGAGUCUGCCAUAAUUUGGUUUUGGAGGGCUAUAAAUGCAGGGGAUAGAGUAGAGAGUGCCCUAAAGGACAUGGCUGUAGUUAUGAAGCAAUUGGAUAGAACUGAAGAAGCUAUUGAAGCUGUCAGGUCUUUUAGGGGUCUUUGCCCCAAACAUGCCCAAGACUCACUUGAUAAUGUUCUCAUUGACUUAUACAAGAAAUGUGGAAAAGUUGAUGAACAAAUUAUGCUGCUAAAGCAUAAGCUUAAAAUGAUAUAUUUAGGAGAGGCCUUCAAUGGAAAGCCCACAAAGACUGCACGUUCUCAUGGGAAGAAAUUUCAGGUUUCCAUCAAGCAGGAAACUUCUAGGAUACUGGGGAAUCUGGGCUGGGCUUACAUGCAGAAAUCCAAUUACAUGGCAGCAGAAGUUGUAUACAGUAAAGCCCAAAUGAUUGACCCGGAUGCCAAUAAAGCCUUGAAUCUGUGCCAUUGCCUCCUCAAACAGGCCCGACAUCAAGAGGCACAUUUGGUUCUUCAAGAAGUAUUGCACUAUAAUCUUCCGGGUUCUGAGGAUUCCAAGUCGAGAAAUCGGGCCGAGGAAUUGUUGUUGGAACUGGAAUCCGUGCAGCCUCAGCCAGCACUACUGAAUCUUCCGGGCUUGAAUUUUGAAGAUGAUUUUGUAGAGGCACUUGAACGGGCCUUGAAUGAAUUGGCACCAGCCCGGUCAAGAAGGCUUCCAAUUUUUGAAGAGAUUUCGCAGUUUAGAGACCAACUGGCUUGUUAACUUCAUUCCACGAUGGGUGGGUUAUGGAAAAUUUAAAGUGAUUUAUAAUGAAUAUUUUUAGCCAUUAUGAAAACUUUAUAUGACUUUCAUUUCCAUGGAGGUCACCGAGUGAAAUUAAGUUGAUUCUUGAAAAAACAACUAUGCAAGUAAUGGUCCCAAAUGAGGACUUUGUAAAUUAGCGUAAUAAUUUGUGUAUUACAAUUAUAAAUUUGAUUGCUUCUCUUGUAA